CAAAUCUUCUUCCUCCCUGCUCUCUCUCUCUCGCUCUCGCUCUCUCCCUUCUUCUUUUGGCAACAACUUGAGCCAGGCGGCCCCCGAUCGCUUUCGACCGCGCAACAGCGUCGGCAACCAUCAUGACCAAGAAGCCAGAGAUCCUCAAGGCCGAGGCAAAGCUCUCGUGUCCGCUCUAUGCCUGCAGCUUCGACCAUGCAGAUCCGACCUGCCUCGUGGUUGGCGGAGGUGGCGGGUCAGACCCCAACGGAGUCCCCAACGAAGUGUUCCUGCUCGACGCCUCGAGCCCUCUCGAGCUGCCCACAGCCGGCAGCCUCACUCUGAGCAAAAGUGAGGACAAUGUCACGACGCUCGUGGUCGGGCCUCGCAGUAAGGACGGCGAGACGGCACUGGUAUUCGCCGGUGCGAACGGCAGCCCCGACGACAUCAAGAAGGGCAAGAACCGUCACUUUCGCACCCUUGCGCUUAGGCUCUCCAGCGCUGGUGGAGGCCCUAAAGCAGCCAAGACUAGCGGUGAGCGAAUCGUCGAGCUCGCUCGCGAUGCGCUGUUCGCCCCGCGGGGCCAGGACCUAACUUAUGUACCUUACCAGCGCCUCUGCGCCCUCUCGCAUCCCUUUGCCGGCUUCCCCCAGCUCGGCGCCGCCGCCGACGGCUUCUCAAAGAAUCCCCAGAUCGCCCUCUUCAAUGUCCCGCCCUCUACGGCGCAAACUGGCGCUCGGCGGUGGACUCAAAGGGGAACGCUGGACAUCCCCAAGGAAGCCAUGGAUCUAGACGUCGUUCAGACCGGGCCCGACACUUACCAGCUCGCGUACUGUGACGACCACGAGAUCUUUACAGUCGAGGUCUCCAAGGAGGGUGUUUCGGAGCCCAAGUGCGUGCAGACCCUCGAGGCCGAGGAGGGAGACAAGAGCAGGCCGACAUUCCGCUCACUGCGCUACCUGUCCUCUGGGUUCCUUGUCACCACUGUCAAUAUCCCCGCAUCACAAGGAGGCGGCGUCCGCCUACACGGCUACCGACUGCCCAAGGACAACCAGCCACUAGCACGUCUCGCGAUCCGGCAGAACUUGCCCAAGACCGUCUCGAAGGCUACAGGCCUCGCUGUACGGAAUCUCACGCCUCCCGCAUCGCCGUCCGAAAAGCAGGGCGACAGCCAAUUCGUCGUCGCCGUAGCAGGAAACGACCGCUCGAUCAAUCUCCUUACUCUCGAGCACAAGCAGGUGCACUCUGUCGACCUCCUCGCGAACCUGGCGCCUUUCAAACACCUGAAAGAUGUACACCAGACGGGUAUCACUGGCUUGUCCUUCUCUGCAUUUGCCCCUCCAAAGGCGGAUGGUGAAGCGAAGCCCGAGAUCUCUGUCAAGCUUGCCAGUGUCGCCGUGGGCAACACCGCAGUGGUACACAGCAUCCCGCUGAAGGAGUUCCACGGCCCUUCACAAGGCGGCCAAGGCGAACGACCGGCUACACCGCGCUACGUGGUCGCGCUCAAGUCCAAGGGCGAAUCGCCUACCCUGAUACUCACACAACUGACCGUAGUGAUCCUCUUGUUGGCCAUCAUCGGGCAGGUAGUGCUGGAGACGAAGGGUUUAUCUCCCGAACUCCUUGGAGCGAGGAAUUACCUGCCCGCUGGGUGGCAGCUUCAAAUGCGACGGGGCCCAGUUGUUGGGGAGAAGAGCAUCGGAGACCUUUUGUCCAACGUCAAGCUGGAGAAUGACCAGACGCCAGUGAUCCGUCACAUUGAUGCCGACGUCCUCGACGAGAACGGCGAGCCGACCUUGGAGGUGGCUGCACACGACGAACAGCUCCACGGCCCGGCCACGAGCUGGGAAGAGCUACCUGCGACACAGCAGCAGCUGUGGAAGGACCGCCUCAAGAAGACGGGCCACUGGGUCGAGGCUACGGGCGAGGAGGUCUUCAAGGGCGUCCUCUUUGGCGAGCUUGGAGGUGCCAUUGGCAACAUCAUCAACGCCGCGAUAUAAACAGUAAACAUGCCACGAGCAGCUGUUUACACCACGAUCCGAGCGGCACCGGCAGGCCUGAAAUCAGGAAUGAUUCACACAUAACGAACACAUCCACACGACUUUACGUAUAUAAUGCUGAACCAAACGCCGAACGAAUCAGGGUUUGGGGUCUCGGCAGCGGCAGCGGGGAUCAGACACAAGCAGAGCUGCACU
This is a messenger RNA of Microdochium trichocladiopsis, 2171 nucleotides long. RefSeq lists its product as uncharacterized. NCBI's taxonomy places the organism in Eukaryota, Fungi, Ascomycota, Sordariomycetes, Xylariales, Microdochiaceae. The transcript has 2 exons. The record is from RefSeq and is a predicted model, not a curated record. Gene Ontology annotation, molecular function: GTPase activator activity; protein binding; guanyl-nucleotide exchange factor activity. Gene Ontology annotation, biological process: protein secretion. Gene Ontology annotation, cellular component: endoplasmic reticulum membrane. The coding region runs from base 123 to 1976 and encodes 617 amino acids.